GCAGGUUUCUGAUUACACACCAAGAAAAUUUUUCACGUCAUACGGGUAUCUGCGAAAAAAUAUUUAUUAUAAAUGUUAAAAUAAUAAGAAAUAUUAAAGAAAUUUUUACAAAUGUGUUUUGAAAAUGAUAGUUAAGUGUCACAGCUAUAAAGUGCAAUAAAAUUUAAGAUGAAAUAUAAAUAAAUAAAACGAAAAUUUUCAAAAAGAAAAUCUAGUCAUAAUUUUUUUUCUUUUCACCCCAAAAAAAUAUCCACAAUCCCAACAGAGCAGCACCACACAACACAUAGCAGUUGGAAAAAAUCUAUCUUUAACUACCUUGAAUUUGACAACAACAGCAACAAAGUUUAAUAGAAAAAGAUUCGUCAGCAAGUGAAGAAAAAUAAUUGGCAUGAAAAAAUGACGAAGAAAAAAAGGUGUUAAAACAAAAAUCAACAAAAUAAUAGUGUUAAACCUUAAAUUAAUUAAAAUUUUAAAAAAUAAAUAUAAUAAAUCAUAAUUAGUAAUAUAAAACAGGGCAAAAAGCUCCUAGUAGUGCCUGUCUGCCAGUAGUGAGUGUGUGUUUUUGUGAUUUCAAUACAAAAAUAUAACAGAGAAAUACAAAAGAGAAAAGAAAAUAAAAUAAAUUGGUUUUUGACAAGGGGUUGUUUGUAAAAUUCGUUUAUUUUUUACACUUGUGCAUUUUCUAUCCCCAUAUAUGAGUGUAUGAAAGAAAGUGUUUUAUGUUUUAUUCUUAUACAUUGCCGCAACAUCCCUUCUCUGCUCUCUUGUGCUGCUCCACACUGUUUACACACUUCCCCCAAACAAAGGCACUUACGCCGAAGAAACGUGUAUGAGCGUGUGUGUUUACACAAGUGAGUGACUUGUGUAUUAGAGGAGGUGGUCAAUAACAAAAACCAAAAAUAGUGACAAGUGAUUUUGCAAAAAGUAACAAAAAAUAUAGACAACAAAAUUAACAACAAUAAUAAUAAUAUAAACAUCAAAAUGGACAACGACGACACUUUACUCAACAAUCGUGGUCCUCAGCCUGGUGCUGAGACCGUAUAUGGCACCGAUGAUAACAAUAUGGUGAUGUCCGAAAAGAAUGAACAGGUUGUCAGCAUCGUGCAACAAUUGGCCGGCAGUAUUUAUCAAGAGUUCGAACGCAUGAUUAAUCGUUACGAUGAAGAUGUUGUUAAAAACUUAAUGCCAUUACUGGUUAAUGUCUUGGAAUGUCUGGACGCCUCUUAUCGCAUUAAUCAGGAACAAGAUGUUGAAGUAGAAUUGCUAAGGGAAGACAACGAACAGUUGGUAACGCAAUAUGAACGUGAAAAAAGUGCUAGAAAAUUGGCAGAACAAAAGCUGCUGGAGUCUGAGGAUUUGGCCGAGCAGGAGAAUAAAGAAUUAGCCAGCCGUUUGGAAUCUUUAGAGAGUAUUGUGCGUAUGCUGGAGUUAAAGCAUAAAAAUAGUUUAGAACAUGCCAGCCGUUUGGAAGAAAGGGAAUCGGAAUUGAAAAAAGAAUAUAAUAAACUACACGAAAGAUAUACGGAGUUAUUUAAAAAUCAUGUAGACUAUAUGGAACGCACUAAAAUGUUAAUGGGCUCCACGCACUCACAAAUGAGCACAGCAUCAGAUCGCAUGGAAUUAAGUCGAGCUAGACUUAAUCCCGUAGCCAGAUCUUCCGGUCCCGUUUCCUAUGGUUUUGCCUCUUUGGAAAAUUCUGCCAUGUUAGAUACAGAAACCAUCUGUAGUGUUGGUAGUAAUUCUGAUGAUUCUGGUCCACCAUCGCUGCAAAAUGAAUUCGAAACUUUGCAAACUGUAGAAAAGUCGGCUGAAACAGAUACUCUUCAGCAACAAAAUCAAGCUACAUCACCGCAAAGUGAUAGCAGUCCCAUAGUGCCAAAUGCUCCAUCAAAUGUUGGUCGUACAACUACGAAAAAGGAACAACGUUCUGCGAAUACAUUAUAUCAAGAACUAUCCUUUCAAGAUAAUGAAGAAAGUGAAGAAAACGAAAUUGUUACAGGGAGCUGGGUACAUCCUGGGGAAUAUGCUUCUUCAGCUAAUGACAACUACUUUGGUAUGGGCAAAGAAGUGGAAAAUCUCAUUAUGGAGAACAAUGAACUUUUGGCUACUAAAAACGCUCUUAACAUUGUCAAAGAUGACUUGAUUGCUCGUGUCGAUGAGCUGACGGGCGAAAUUGAAAUCUUACGCGAAGAACUAAAUGCCAUGCAACAGUCACGUAAUAAACUGCGUACCAAGGUGCAAGAAUUAGAAGAGGAACUUAAGAAAACCAAAGAACAAGUCAAACAACAAAAUGACAAUGAUCAAGAUGAAAAUGAUGUACCAUUGGCUCAGCGUAAACGUUUUACACGCGUUGAAAUGGCUAUGGUUCUAAUGGAGCGUAAUCAAUACAAAGAACGUUUAAUGGAGCUGCAAGAAGCAGUUCGUUUAACAGAAAUCUUGAGAGCCACUCGUACAGUGGAUAAUUUAGAUAAAAAAUCUAAACAAAGCAUAUGGAAAUAUUUUAGUAAUCUUUUUACCCCCUCCAAUCGCCCACAAGAGCGUGUCGCUGAUGGGCAGGGAGGGGGGCCUAUGUUUCGUUACUCAAGCCCAUCUCACUCUCAUGGAUCCCCCAGUAGAAAUAGCGACAGUCGCCUUGCCAUAACUGGUGGCGGACCAAACCACCCCGCCAGUGCUGGCCUAGCCAAUGCCUUGGCCAAUAAAGAUUAUGCCGAAGAAGGAACCUCUGAAAGAGCCCGUGCUAGGCGUCACGAACAAUACCGACAACUAAGAGCUCAUGUUCAGAAGGAAGACGGUCGUUUGCAUGCUUAUGGCUGGAGUUUGCCGGGUAAUAAAACUGAAAAAGAACAGCAAUCCAGACAUUCUGGUGGUGUUCCCGUACCCGUGUAUUGUAAUCCUUUGGCGGAGGCCUCACCUCAUAUGAAAGUCUUUUGUGCGGCAGGAGUUAAUCUCAAUGGAGGUUUUACCAAAAAUGGUCAAUCCAUAAUACCCUCUACUUCACCAUAUGCUCCUCGUUCGACGGCUAAAAUUACUGAAAUUACUAGUCCCACAGCAGAGCACUCGGCCGAAGCAUUAGAUCGUCAAAUAACUCGUUGCAGUCUCGAAAACCUCGAACCCGAGACCCAGUUAACAUCAUAUGUUUGGAUAUGCACAAGUACCCAUGCAGCCAGUACUGUGACUGUGGUGGAUGCUAAUCAGUCGGCCACAGUUUUAGAUGUAUUUCCAAUUUGUGCCUCUCAUUUGUUGUGUAUUGCCUCGGUACCCGGUGCCAUGGAAAAGGAUUACGCUCUACUUGAAAACUCAGAGGUUAUAAAAGCCGGCGAAAUGUUGGAGAGACCCGGAGAAGGAAGUGAAGGUUUUGGCAAGGUCGAGUUUAUACGUGUUAAACCUAAAACGGAUCCAAAUAGCAAUACCAAAGAUACAGAUCACAAUGAGCAAGCCUUAGAGGUGAAUGCUGAAACUCCAGUGGAAGAAAAAGCUAAAGAAGCUACAGAAAAGUCGAAUGAACAGAACGGUUCAAUACCAAUUGAACCCUUAGGUAAUGUAAACGAAAUAAAAAUACGUCAACCCAUACCGGGCAUACCACAACGUAUCCAUAACGAUGCUACAGAUUCUACAACCACUACCAACAAGUCAAACGAUACUACUAAUAAUACCACAUCGCAAUUUAGCAAUAACAACAACUCAUCGACGAAACAACAACAGUUACCAUUCUCAAAACCCAUUAAUCCCAUAUUGGGAACUAAGGAUCGUGAAGAGCCCGUCAUGAGUUCGGUGGGUCCCACUAUGUGGAUGGGUGCUCAGGAUAAUUGGUUGUACGUCCAUAGUGCUGUUGGUCGUUGGCACGAGUGUUUGCAUAAAGUUCAUUUGCCCGAUGCCGUCCUAGCGAUAGUUCAUGUUGAGUCACGCGUUGUGGUGGCCCUUGCAAAUGCCCAAUUAGCCGUGUUCCGCCGCCAAACAGACGGCCAAUGGGAUCUGAAUAGUUAUCAUUUAGUGACGCUAGGUGAUCGCAAUCAUUCGAUACGUUGUCUCUGUGUGGCCGGCGAACGUAUAUGGGCCGCCCAUCGCAAUAAGAUCUUUAUUGUAGAUCCGAUCUCGUUAAAUAUUAUCCAUUCGCUGGACGCACAUCCGCGCAAAGAGAGCCAAGUGCGACAAAUGGCGGCAACAGGUGCUGGUGUAUGGGUUUCCAUCAGAUUGGACUCAACUUUACGUUUAUACAACACAUACACAUUUGAACACAAACAGGAUGUGGAUAUAGAACCAUAUGUAUCGAAAAUGUUGGGUACUGGUAAAUUAGGAUUCUCUUUUGUACGUAUAACGGCUUUAAUGGUGUCGUGUAAUCGUCUAUGGAUUGGUACCAGUAAUGGUGUUAUUAUCUCUGUGCCCUUAUCCGAAGGUCAAGGAAAAUUAAAUGAUCCCAGUAGUCAACUGCCUUUAUGUUGUAUGGCCAAUGCUCAACUAUCUUUUCAUGGACAUCGUGAUGCUGUUAAGUUCUUUGUUUCAGUACCACUGCGUCAAAAUAAUAGCGCUCAAUUACAAUUUACCAAUAAACGACCCGAUAUGCUGGUAAUGUGUGGCGGUGAAGGUUAUAUUGAUUUUCGCAUAAGACAAGAGAGAACUAUAACUGAUGCUAGUGAUAAUGCUGCGCAUUUGAUAGUUUGGAAAGUUGAUUCUACAUUUAAUUUAUAGUUUUAUCAACUGGAACUUUAUAAAUUAACGUUAUACGUUUGCCAAUCAUAUACGAGCGUUAUAAAUUGGUUAAAACGCUUACUUAGUUUUGUUUCGAAACAACGAAUAAGGAGUUAUGUGACCUGAAUUCAA
This is a messenger RNA of Lucilia cuprina (Australian sheep blowfly), 4818 nucleotides long. RefSeq names its product JNK-interacting protein 3 (gene syd). The transcript is spliced from 17 exons. Lineage: Eukaryota; Metazoa; Arthropoda; Insecta; Diptera; Calliphoridae. Gene Ontology annotation, molecular function: kinesin binding; MAP kinase scaffold activity; signaling receptor complex adaptor activity. The record is from RefSeq and is a predicted model, not a curated record. Bases 982 to 4686 code for a protein of 1234 amino acids. Gene Ontology annotation, biological process: vesicle-mediated transport. Gene Ontology annotation, cellular component: cytoplasm.